AAUUAUCACUUAACAUUACAGUACUUGCUUUAAAAAUGUGCAUAAUAAACGCAACAAUAUGUAACAAUACAUCUACAAUAAAAAUUUCUAUGUAAAAUAUCUUAUGUAUACAUAAGGAUAUCAAUUAUGUAUUAAUACUCGAAUAUGAUUGGUCAAAGAGGUGGACCGGAAGGGGGCUCCACCCCUUUACCCUUCGUGACGAGGGUAUAUAAACGCCGAUUUUUCUACCAGAUUGUUAAUCGUGUUUUUGCAUUGAUAAAAGCAAAAUGGAGUUCUUCAGGAAUUUUCUAGAUUCUAUUGGGGUGCUGGAACCUGUUAAGGUAGAUUUUAUUUCUCAACUUCCUUUGGAAGUAUCGCAAUUAAUUCUUCGCGAUUUAGAUCCAGAAUCUCUCCUGUGUGUCGCACAAGUAUUUCGAAGAUGGUUGCGAAUUUGUGAGUCUGACAAAAUUUUGAAACAGACUGCGAGGCGCCAUAAAAGAGAAACGAGCAGAAUGAGGAAACAAAUUUUUGGAGAAGAUUCAAGAAAUGAAUCGUUAAGACGGAAAUUGAGGAAAGAUAGAAACGUAGCAUCCACCAGAUUCGAAGCAGCUGUUGUGUUUGGUAAAGUUGCUCCAAGGAUACCACAAUCAAGAAAUGUAAAAAAAAGUAAUUCCUUAGUUAUAAGAACUCAAAAAUGUAUUAGAAUGUAGUGUAAUAGAAUAAUAGUUGAUUUAUAUUGUUAUAUUGUAUUUAAUUA
Apis florea (little honeybee) is the source of this 736-nucleotide messenger RNA. RefSeq lists its product as uncharacterized. NCBI's taxonomy places the organism in Eukaryota, Metazoa, Arthropoda, Insecta, Hymenoptera, Apidae. The record is from RefSeq and is a predicted model, not a curated record. Gene Ontology annotation, molecular function: protein binding.